CUUCGUAGAGAAGCAAAACACUGGGUGACCCGGAACCGGGCGUCGUAGAUUCAUUAGCUUAGCAUAGACCCUGUAAACAGGGGCAACCGAGAGACGGAGAGAGAACCGCAUGCGUUAUUAGGGCCACGUGACCAUAGAGGUUGUGGAGGGGCUGGCGCGGCUGAGGUGACAGGAGUUCAGUGACAGGACAAAAGGCGACGUCGGGCUAGUAGAAGGAGAUGAGAGCUGUGUGCCAGUAUGAGUAUACACUGAGCAGCCGCCUAUAGGGGGAGCUGUCACUGAUAGGGCAUAGUACAGGGGUAUGAGGGACAGUUUUGGGGUUCAGAGCCAGUGACCCCAGAGAGCGGCUGACCAUCACCCCUGGGUGAUGAGUUGAGGUCAGAUCCCUUUUCCUGCCCCCAUCUCACCCACCCGGCCCUCACCAUGUCUCGGUGGCUAUUCCCAUGGUCCAGCUCCAUCAAGACGCGGGCGUGCAGGUAUCUCCUACAGCAUUACCUGGGGCACUACCUGGAGGAGAGGCUGAGCCUGGAGCAGCUGAGUCUGGACCUCUACAAUGGAAGUGGCCGUCUGACGGAUAUACACCUGGACAUCUGGUCCGUGAAUGACCUCCUGGACUCCGCAGGGGCUCCGCUCGAAAUCGUUGAUGGCUUUAUCGGCAGCAUUUCAGUUACUAUCCCGUGGUCGGCGCUUGUCACGGAGAAUUGUACUCUGGAAGUUUCUGAACUGCAGAUUACUUGUCGACCAAAAUAUAGGGCUGGUUCAGGUGGUGCAGAGACUCACAGCUGGUCCUCAUGUAUGACCACGAGCAUGCAGCUAGCCCAGGAGUGCCUAAAAGAGCAGGCUGACGAACCUUCAGAGCCCCCUCAGCCCAUUGAAGGAUUGGAAAUGUUUGCCCAAACUAUAGAGACAGUGCUGCGGAGGAUUAAGGUGACUUUUCUAGAUACUAUCAUCCGUAUUGAGAAUACGCCUGCAGACUCUGCCACAGGGACAGCCCUGGAAAUACACAUUAAAAGACUAGAUUAUUGUGAUGAGGCUGUCAGAGACUCUGGUGAGACCUUCCCUGUGGACAUCCAUCAGCCUCCAGCUUUUAUCCAGAAGAUCUUGCAGCUCAGUGGUGUCUCGCUGCACUAUGAAGAUUUCAAGAACAGGCGGCACACAUCUUCGCCAACACCUGACCCUGAAAUCCCUCCUGAGCCUACUAAGCACACGGAAACGGAUUCAGCUCAACCACCAGGGGCUGCCAAUCCACCAACACAACCUCCUACUAGCCCUACCCUCCAAAUAGGCAGCUGCUCUGGAUGUACAGAACUGAUAAUCAAACUGAAGCAGAAUGACAUGUUUCCCGGACCAAAGAUGGAGAUUGAUGGGAAGAUCGGCUCGCUUCACAUGUUCAUGAAUCCACAUCAGAUCGCUAACUUGCAGCAACUGUUGGAUGCUUUAAGUAUUUCAGAAUCAAACAGUGUUAGGGAGAAGUUGCUAAAGAGUCGCCCUCUAGACAUGGAGGAUUUGAAACUGAUAGAACAGGAUCUGAAUCAGCAGCUUCAUUCAGGACCUGGAUCGUUAUACGUACCAGAUCCGGAACUUGUUUCCUUUCAGAAUUUGGAGAAUGGAGAUAUGUUUUUCUCUAUGGCGGCCAUGACAAACAGCGUCACUUCUGUCCGAUCUACGAAUGACUUAUCAGAAGUGGACCUUGACUCUUCAAUGUACAGUGACUGCAGCAAUCCCCAGUUCCAGGGACCAGCCUUUGCUCCUGGAUUAAUGCUCAGCAGCCCUAGACGUUUUGGAAACUCGCCAUUUUCUGCGACUCUUCCACCAUUGCAAAACCGCCACAAAAUACAAGGUAAACAGUUUUCCUCAUCCCCUCUGGAACCUUUCAAGCCUGAGAUGCUACUGAAACUGACGGUGGGCGGUCUUACUGUCAUGGUGCCACAUAUUCCUACCAACGCCACUAAUGCACAGGAUCCUGCCUGUAUGGGGGCAGCAAAUCGUUUUUUCAAGGAGCUAGGUUAUUUCAAGGAUGGAGCCUUCAGUGGGCGGGACUUUGGCCACCUAAGGGAGCAUUUUCAAAGGGCUUGCCAGCUGAGCAAUGUCAGAGUCACAGCUCUUGCAGUUCAGGUAGUCUGUGAGCAGAGGUCGGGUAAAGGAGCACAGAAAAGCAGUAUAGACCUCAGUUGUGGAACACUGGAGAUUUUGGAAUGUCUCUGGCAAGGAGGCCACAGGUCCAGCAAGGAUAAAGUCCCAGAAUACACUAAGCUCAUGAUUUUUCAUAGUCCAGCAUCCUCGUCUCGUCCCUGUGCUCAAAUACAUUACAAGCGGAUUCACAGGACGCCAUCCAGAAGUAGCCGUAAGAAGCAGUCGGUGAAAGUGAGCGCUGAAAUCAGAGUGGAGUUGGAGGAUUUUAAGUCUGAGUUUGACCUGGGUCUUAUUGACCGGCUGGGGUCCCUCUUCCAAGAUGGAGCCACAAAAGCAGCAAGCCCUCAAGGACCCUUUGACUUGCACCUGAGUGAUGCGACUCCUGCCCCUGAAGAGGAUAUAGAGAUUCAUGUGAUGGCUUCCAAAGCACACAUACAUCUCCAGUUCCCAGUACCAGACUUAAGGCCCCCUGCAGAGCGCCGGUCUUGGGCGCAGAAGGCCGUAAGGAAGGAAUCUCUGGAAAUGGAGGUGGCAGAUUUGGAGAUCAGUACACAAAGGAAAACUGGUGUAGAAGAACCCAGCAAGAUAGAGAUAACAUUUGGGGACCUACAUGGUGUAUUCUCUGAUGGGAACAAGUUACGUGUUCCAUGUCUGAAGGUCAGUAAAGGACUAGAUCCUCUCGCCAAACCAGGGGGAAAGAAAUUCAUCUUCCCCAGUAUUUUAGUGACCCUCCUUCCUGAAAACAAAGCCUUUCCAUGGGACCUGUGCCGGGACAAAAUUGAAGACCCAGAUCUUCCAUCUGUGGAAAGCCCUUGUGAAUUGAAACAGCCUGAACCUUCCCCUUUCUCAUCUAAGAGGACAAUGUUUGAGACUGAAGAGAUGGUUAUUCCAGCUGACCCAGAAGAAAUGGCAGAUUUCCAGCAGGUCACCCUUGGAUCCUCUCAGUAUAGACUUGAGAUCACUCUGCCCAGAGCUCACAUAUUCCUUCCCAGUAAGGAAAUGUAUGAAAACUUGUACAACAGGUUGUGUAAUGAUCUGUUGAUGUGGGAGCCUAUGGUUUUGUUUGAUGCACCCCUGACUGACUCUCUGUUCCCUUCCGAGACACUAUCUAUGCCGAGUUACCAACAGGACACUUUCCGCAUGUGCAAGUCGGCAUUCCGACUAGACUCGGAUUCGGAAGAUGAAGAUUCCCAUUUCUACUCUGUAGAUGACACUUCCAGGUUCAGAAAAGGAUCUCAAGAAGGUCAAAGCUUCUUUUCUGCUGCUAUCACCAUUUUGAAAGGACGCAUUACAGCUUGGACUGAAGCCAAGAAUGAAGGAAACAGGAGGCAGGAGAGCCACCACGGCGAGGUCGUUCUGGAUGUUGAAAAUGGCCGUAUUUUCAGUGUCUCAAAGUACAAAGGCAAAGCUAACCUCAGCUAUCUGUGUAUUGAGUCUGACAUUGUAUCCCUCUAUCACAAAGCCACUGUAGAAGAUUAUUUACCACCAAGCACUCUAGAAAUUCCCACUUUUGUAGCACCUUCAAACCUGAACCCUACUGUAUACAUCUCGGAAGAGGGGGUCUCUGCACAGCUGUCAGGAGCUCGAAAGGAGAAGACCCUCAAGAUGCUCUCACUUUCUGUCCGCAUUGACCUAAACCUUGUGAAGAAUGUGAAGGAAUUCCUGGUGGCUCUGCGACUAGAUGGCGCUACUUUACGUCACCACAUGGCACUUCCAAAUCAAAGCUGGCACAGUCAAAUCAUAGAUUUUCUGGAUGUAGUCGAUGAUCCCAUUUUGGGCUACAGUGCCCCAGCUGUUAUUACUAUACUGCACACCCAUCUCUUUAGCUGUGCUGUGGAUUACAGACCGCUCUACCUCCCCGUCAGAGUCCUCCUUACAGCAGAGACAUUUACCCUAUCUAGCAAUAUAGUGGUGGACACCUCAACUUUCCUCCUCAGGUUUAUUUUAGAUGAUUCCGCUCUUUAUCUGUCAGAUAAAUGUGAAGCUGAGGUUACAGAUUUAAAGAAAGAUUACAUCUGUGUCCUCGAUGUCGAUCUCUUAGAACUGGUCAUCACCACUUGGAAAGGAAACUCAUCGUCUAAACUGACUCAGCCUCUUUUUGAACUGCGAUGUUCUAACAACGUCCUCCACAUUCACACGUGUGCAGACUCUUGUGCCAUGCUUGCCAACCUCACCCAGUAUGUGAUGAACAAUGGAGAUCUGCACUGCCCUCCAAAACCUGAGCCGCCCACUGAGAUUGCAGGACAGAAAUUACAGCCUCCAGAGGGGCCCUCUUCACUACCUCCAUGUUUUCCUGCAGAGACUGCACAGAUUAACCAGGGAGACCUGACUGAUGCCCUUAUAGACACAGGAAGGAGCAGCAAAGACCUUUCAGAAACAGGAGAGCCAUUUCUUCGUCAGAAUUCCCCCGUGUCUGUUUACCUUUUUCCUGAAGAAGUUUCCUUUGUGAAUAGAAGUGCGACCGUCCACCCUUCGCCUCCACCUCCCGAUUCCCAUUUAUCACAGGAGAGCCUUGGAGGCUCAGAUACCAGUGGAGAUAGUGAACUGACAGACACAGAUGAUUUCUGUAUUCUUGAUGCCCCAGGGAUUGGUGUGCCACCAAAAGAUGGAGAACCUGUUGUGAGAAAACUAGUGGAUAGUCCAAUAUUGGUGAAGGAUGGACACUUUUCUCGCCCACUUGGUAGUACCGACUUACUGAAGCCUCCUGCUAAAUUUCCUGUGCCAGAGACACGUAUAGUUCUAAGAGAGAUCUCUGUUGUAUGGCAUUUGUUUGGAGGAAAAGAUUUUGGUAGCAGCAGACCAAACUCUGCAAGGGCACAAUCACCAAGAACAAGAGCGAGUAUGCCAAGUGCCCGUGGUUCUCCAUCUCGAUCCUCUGUGACAAACCGUCCUCAGAACACUUGGAGAACCCAGGGGGGGAACGGCAGGAUCCAUGACAUUUUAAUGGAGAUCCAGUUGACCAAAGUGAGCUUCCAGCAUGAGUCGUAUCUAGCACCUUCUGAGCCUGGGGCAGAAAAGCUCCAAGUAGAUGAUGUGGCAGAAGUUCCCCUUGCUCGUCAAGUGUUUAUAGUCCAAGAACUGGAGAUUAGAGACCGCCUGACAUCUUCUCAUAUCAACAAGUUUUUGUACUUAUAUACUAGUGAAAAGAUGCCAAGGAGAGCUCACUCAAAUAUGCUUACUAUUAAAGCCCUUCAUGUGCGUCCCGAUGCUGGUUUAGGAGGACCAGAAUGCUGCCUUCGAAUGUCCUUAAUGCCACUUCGAUUAAACAUUGAUCAGGAUGCUCUUUUCUUCCUGAAAGACUUCUUCACCAGUUUGGCCUCUGGUAUUCAGCCUGUGGUUGCUAUGGAGAUUGGUUCAGAAGCUUCUCGUAUGGAAAGCCUUCGAAAACAAAGUGCCUCAGACUGUGAAGCAGGACUGGAGAAUUCCUUGGAAUCAAAUGAGGAAGACACAUCAUCGAUUAGCUCCGCAUCUGAUCAGCCAAUUUACUUCAGAGAAUUUCGCUUCACAUCAGAGGUGCCUAUCUGGCUCGAUUAUCAAGGCAAACAUGUAACCACAGAGCAGGUGGGUACUUUUGCUGGAAUAUUAAUUGGACUGGCCCAGUUAAACUGCUCUGAAUUGAAACUGAAGAGACUGUACUGCAGACAUGGGUUGCUUGGGGCGGACAAGGUGUUCUCUUAUGCUCUCAAUGAGUGGCUGACAGACAUCCGCAAAAAUCAGCUGCCGGGAAUUUUGGGAGGAGUAGGUCCAAUGCAUUCAGUUGUACAGCUGUUCCAUGGUGUGCGAGACCUUUUCUGGCUGCCCAUUGAACAGUACAGGAAGGAUGGUCGCAUUAUUCGUGGAUUACAGAGAGGGGCAGCUUCUUUUGGCACUUCCACAGCUUCUGCAGCACUAGAGCUCAGUAACCGGCUAGUCCAAGCCAUACAGGCCACAGCAGAGACUGUGUAUGACAUUCUUUCACCAACACCACCUGUUUCACGUGGCUCACUUGAUGUUAGACAGCCACGUAGACUGAGGAGAGGGCACCAGCCUGCAGAUCUACGGGAAGGGGUGGCGAAGGCCUACGACACCGUACGAGAGGGUGUAAUUGACACAGCGCAAACUAUAUGUGAAGUAGCAUCACGUGGGCAUGAACAAAAGGGCCUGACUGGUGCUGUUGGCGGAGUGUUGCGGCAAAUUCCACCCACUGUAGUAAAGCCAUUUAUAGUAGCCACUGAGGCGACAUCAAAUCUUCUAGGAGGAAUGAGAAAUCAAAUAAGACCUGACGCCCACAAAGAGGACUCUCUAAAGUGGAAGGCAGAUGAAGGGCAGGACUGAAAUGGAAAACGCUCUGCCCUUGAAGUGCCAAAGGAAAGCUGCAAUAUGUGAAGACGUCUGGAGCUUGCAGGGUCUGCGUAUCGAGCUGUUAGUGACCACACUUGGACUAUGAAUGCCACUCCCUACAGUACUUGAGUAUUGCCCAUAAGCCUUCUAUUGAAUAUUUGUAUGUUCUUUCCUGUAACCCUUUCUGCAUUAUCCUUAGAUCAGCACAUCCAUGAAACCUCCUUUGCCGUAUUCUACAAAUCAUAGAAUGACUUUAUUAGGCAAAACACUUUUAAGCACUUUUAAUUGCAAUGGUGGCCUUGAAACGUAGACCCUUGUUCUCUGGACCUUAGCUGUGCAUUAACCUUCUAAGGAAAGACGCUUGCGUUCAUCGUAUUUGAUUUUACUGACCCAUUUAACUGGACAUGAAUGGCGCACAAUGUAGGCCUAUCUUGUCACAUAUGAAGGGACUCUGCGGCCUUGAUCAUCCCGAAUGUUGCUUUUUACGUCUCCCACCUUCCCUUAAUGCUUUCUUCUGAUUGCAAGGCCAAAUAAGUAUAAAUAAUAUAUAUAUAUAAAUAAAAUAUGUAAAAAUACAGUGAAUUGUACACAAGCGGAGGCAGUCGUCAAGGCGUUUUUGUACUGUAUGAUAUGAUGGCUGGUCUGUGGAUACACUUUUAUUUAAAAUGAAUGAAACUAAAAGUUCUCUCACACUGUGAUAUUGUUGAUAGUCUGAAUACAGGUCUCAUUUCACUCUGCACAAUAUUAUAAAACACAUUUACUGGCUUUUACAAA
Bufo gargarizans (Asiatic toad) is the source of this 7227-nucleotide messenger RNA. RefSeq names its product autophagy related 2A (gene ATG2A). The transcript has 42 exons. Gene Ontology annotation, molecular function: phosphatidylinositol-3-phosphate binding. The coding region runs from base 424 to 6447 and encodes 2007 amino acids. The record is from RefSeq and is a predicted model, not a curated record. NCBI's taxonomy places the organism in Eukaryota, Metazoa, Chordata, Amphibia, Anura, Bufonidae. Gene Ontology annotation, biological process: autophagosome assembly; autophagy of mitochondrion; piecemeal microautophagy of the nucleus. Gene Ontology annotation, cellular component: extrinsic component of membrane; phagophore assembly site.